Messenger RNA from Saprolegnia parasitica CBS 223.65, 1158 nucleotides. RefSeq lists its product as hypothetical. The coding region runs from base 1 to 1158 and encodes 385 amino acids. Gene Ontology annotation, biological process: microtubule cytoskeleton organization; mitotic cell cycle. The transcript has 2 exons. Gene Ontology annotation, molecular function: structural constituent of cytoskeleton; GTP binding. Gene Ontology annotation, cellular component: microtubule; cytoplasm. Lineage: Eukaryota; Oomycota; Saprolegniomycetes; Saprolegniales; Saprolegniaceae. The record is from RefSeq and is a predicted model, not a curated record.
AUGAGCAUUUCGCUCUGUAUUGGGCAGUGCGGCAACCAAGUCGGCGCCGAGCUCCUCGCGCUCUCGCAGCAUGGCGUGACUGCAGACAGCCAGAGCCAUCGACCUUGCAUUCUCGUCGAUUCGGAGCCCAAGGUCGUUAGUGCGAUAGCCGAUCGCGUCGCCGGUGUCCACGUCGAGCAGAGCGGUCGCGGCAACAACUGGGCGAUGGGCUACCACCAAACAACAAACGUAGCCCUCACUGCGCGAGUGCUCGAGUCGCUGCGCAAGGAAAUCGAGCCUAGCAGGUGGCACUGGCGCUGGCCUCGGAAGUCGACUCCUCGAGGCGAUUCGAGACACGUACCCCAAGGCGUACAUUCUAACGGCUGCAUUGCGCCCUCGCUUGUUGGCGACUCGCCGCUGCAAAACUACAAUGCGCUCUUUACGCUGCGCCAUCUCCAGAUGUACUCGGACGCAAUCUUGUAUAAGGACAACGACGACGUCGCGCGCCUCGUGGCCCAUUGGCGCGGCGCAACCGGCGGCGUUUCGCUGACUGAAAUGAACCGGCUCGUAGCCGGUGACUGGGCCGGGCUUUUCCUACCCUCGGACAAGCGACCCUUUGAUCUCGGCUCGUUUGUGACGCAAACGUGCCCGAUGGCGACGGUCAAAUUUGUCGAUGUCCGGACCGCGUAUUACACCCAACGCCCCCGCUUCAAGCCAUCCGAUUCGCGCCUCGUAGCGCUACUUCCUUCUACAGAUGACGCCGCGGGCCUUGCAGCGGCGACGAAGCAGCUCGUGGCAUCCUAUCCGUAUCCGGCGACCCAAUCUCCGUGCAUUGGUCGGUCUAUUCAUGUUCGCGGUGGCGCGACAGCAGCGUCCUUGACGUCCGUGGUCAAGGCUAUCGAAAGGGCAUUUCCAGCGCCCAACUGGACAGAGCAGCGCAUCGCGACCACGGUGUCGAUGGCGCCACCGGUGGCAACGUCCGGUGCAGUCACAGUGAGUGCCAACGGCCAAACGAACGCGAUCCCGAUGCUCUCGACGUUUGUCAGCCGCGCCGCCCAGCAGCUGCACGCCAAGGCGUAUCUCCACUGGUACAAAAAGUACGGGGUCGAAGAGGACUACUUCCACGAGACACUCGAUGCUUGCCUUGACGUUGUCGAUGCGUACGCUAGUUUUGUCUAA